Dentiscutata heterogama is the source of this 372-nucleotide messenger RNA. The record is from the annotation of a GenBank genome assembly. NCBI's taxonomy places the organism in Eukaryota, Fungi, Glomeromycota, Glomeromycetes, Diversisporales, Gigasporaceae.
AUGAAAAAUGUAACAACGAUUGAUAUUCCACCUACUUACCCUACAUUUGGAAUGACCAAUGCUAUAAAACCAAAGAUUCAUAAUCAAACUACAACUCAACAAUUACCAAUACCAACUAUGUCAACAAAUAUGCUACUAUCUAUUCCAGCAAUGCUACCUGGCUUUAAUCCUUUUAUGUAUCCCUAUACAAUUCCUACUCCAUUAUAUCAGCAACCUCCUCAAAAUACUUCUAAAUGUAAUAUCACUUUGAAAGAAUUUUUUAAUGAAUUAGAUCAACUUCAUAACAGUAAUGGCGUAUAUACAGCUUUUACAGAAUUUUUUAAAGAGUAUGAGAUUUUAGUAGAUCAUAUAAAAUAUUUAACAGAUGAUUAA